Molecule: messenger RNA, 515 nt
Organism: Agrilus planipennis (emerald ash borer)
Lineage: Eukaryota; Metazoa; Arthropoda; Insecta; Coleoptera; Buprestidae
Gene: ND-B14.5B
Product: NADH dehydrogenase [ubiquinone] 1 subunit C2
Exons: 3
Coding region: 93-461 (122 amino acids)
Biological process (GO): mitochondrial electron transport, NADH to ubiquinone
Cellular component (GO): mitochondrial inner membrane
Source: RefSeq, a predicted model, not a curated record
AUUUGAUAAUACUUAUUAAUUAGUGAGGUUACAUCACCGUAUACAAAGUGUUGAAUUAAUAUAAUAUUCGUGAACAUAUUCUAAAAAGGGACAUGACUGUCGGAAAAAACACUGGACCUAAGAUUGCUGAAAGCCCUUUGGAUUUAUUUGAAGGCCAUGUAGAACAACCACUGUUAAAUAAAUUUUGGUAUCCAGUUACUGGCGGAAUUGUUGGUUUUGUAGCUACUUGUACUGGAAAUUGGGUAGCUAAGAGACCAAUUAUGAGCGGUGUUCAAAUACAUGCCCUUAUGACAGUAGCAGGAGUGUUUUUAGGAAACUAUUUCGACAAAUUGAGAGAUGAAUAUUUUGCUGAGAAAGACGCUAUAAUGCGUCAUUACAUAUUAUUACACCCAGAAGACUUUCCCAAAUUCGAACGAAGAAAGUACAGUGAAGUCUUGGAAAAAUGGUACCCAGCUCGUUAAGAUCAAUACAUGUAAUUUGUUUUAUCAUCUGUAAAUAAAGACUAUCAGUAGAAA